AAAGUAAAUUCACUCUUCCCGGACAAUAAACCGCAUCGUCUGCGUGUCAUCAGGCGCCAGACAAUGAUGGAUAGCGUGGGAAAACCAAUCUGAAAUGGCGCGCUCACCCUGUGAUUUCCUAGUAUCUGGUACCAUCUCGACCACCACACACUAACAGCUGCGACUUCGCUCCAAUUUCCAGCUACCGAUCAUUUUUACUAUGUAUCCUAACGUAUGCAUUCCAUUGUCGUGGUCAUCACGUGCGUCCAGGUUCGUACUGUGCGUGUGUAGACGGUGUGGACAAACAUUACUGUUCGGUCGCUGCUAUUGAAUGGAAUAGGCUCCCUAGUGCGCCGAAAUGAAUGUCUCAGUAAUUAAGCCAGACGCAUUGGUGUACCGAGCAACUCUUAAUCGUAAUAUAAUGGACCCAAACGUAUGCAGGGCUACAGGACCGUCACCCUGGCAGGGACCUGGCAUGCCGUCUAUGCAGUCAUCAUUCGUUGAGUCGCUGUCAUUCAGGCAUGUGACUGGGUUCCAACCGCUGCCUUUGAAAACAGCGGAAGUGCUCUCUUUUAGCGCUGCGGCCCUUAUAACUGCCUACAAGGAUGCUUAUAGACCACUCACAGCUCCAUGCCGGAGUGUCACCCAGGCGAAUCCAAAAGAAUUGGUGUGCCAAAAGGAACGAUAUCAUGAUAUAGUGAUCAAACGUAAUUUGUACCUUGAAACCGACACCAUCCGAUUCGACAAAUGGGGCGGUACGUUUGACAUCACUGUCAAAGUAGCGUACGACUCGGAUUGCACUAUGUCGACAAAGAUGUGUUGGUCUUUCCAAAACCAUAACUUCACGGGCGGCUACGUCAUCUUCGACGUCCACUUUCACUACCUGUGUUCAGCACCACCAGCAUUCGUAGAUUCCAAGGGUGACUUCGGCGUUGUGAAGCGGGCAAAAGUUAAUAUGAACAAGAACUACCAGGGGAUAAAGUGCGGGGACUCGUGCUCAUAACCUCAUGUGAAGAAUGUGAUUACCGUUUGGAUGCGGAGUAUUGUUUACAUGGCCGUGAAGCAAUCUGAUGUGAUAUGAUGCAAUAUAUGAUGUUCCAUCCAUGA
Messenger RNA from Ornithodoros turicata, 1086 nucleotides. RefSeq lists its product as uncharacterized. Lineage: Eukaryota; Metazoa; Arthropoda; Arachnida; Ixodida; Argasidae. Bases 338 to 982 code for a protein of 214 amino acids. The transcript is spliced from 5 exons. The record is from RefSeq and is a predicted model, not a curated record.